AUGUCCUCUACAUUAGAAACAAGCUUCGAGGCAUCGAAGCAAGCGGCGAACAAGGAGCUGCAAGCGCGCGCUGUCGAACUCUCUGCUGAAGAAACCAACAUUGCUGACGCCCGCAUUCGCUUUGAGGCCGAGCGGCUUCUUGACUUCUACGAGGAGCUCACGGACAGCUCGACACGCUCGAUUGUCCCUGUGAUGGUACAGAACUUCCUAAGGCACGAAGACGAGUGCUCGCGGACCACAUCCGAGGCUCUUCGUCUUGCAUGUUUACAUGCCAAUGAGAAUGCGGACAUUACACAGUGCAAUGCGCUUUUAGGUCGCAUCGACGCUCUGCGGCAAGAGGCAGACGAUCUUGAGGUGUCGAUACUUUCAAUAGUGGAUGCCGACACGUCAGAGGCUUGUGCAAAGGAAAAUUGCAGUGUUUCUCCCUCGCUACGUGGUCUACUGUCCGUCAUCCACGAGAAUGGCGUCAACCUGAUAUACGCUCGUAGUCUUGUGCAAUGCUCGAAGGAUAGCUUGCGGAUAGCCUUACGCAAUUGGAACACAGAGCUGUUGGCUUGA
Laetiporus sulphureus 93-53 is the source of this 558-nucleotide messenger RNA. RefSeq lists its product as uncharacterized. Bases 1 to 558 code for a protein of 185 amino acids. The transcript is spliced from 3 exons. NCBI's taxonomy places the organism in Eukaryota, Fungi, Basidiomycota, Agaricomycetes, Polyporales, Laetiporaceae. The record is from RefSeq and is a predicted model, not a curated record.